Molecule: messenger RNA, 7018 nt
Organism: Taeniopygia guttata (zebra finch)
Lineage: Eukaryota; Metazoa; Chordata; Aves; Passeriformes; Estrildidae
Gene: NSUN7
Product: NOP2/Sun RNA methyltransferase family member 7
Molecular function (GO): methyltransferase activity
Source: RefSeq, a predicted model, not a curated record
GCCGGGGCCCCGCUGCCCUGCCCGGAAUGGGCCGACCCCUGCCCGGCACGGGCCCGGCGGUGGUGCCCGCAGCCCCGCCCGUGGCGGCCCGAGGGAGCCGCAGGAGCCCGGCCAGAGGCAGCAGGAUUGUGACUUGCACUUAUACAGUCAGCAACUGGAAAAAUGCCAGAUUCUGAAAGUAAUUUGGCGUCUUCACAUGUGGAUGUUACAAAUGGUACUUCAGUCUUGAGUGAAAUGAAAAUUUCGGAUGAAAAGAGAUCUGUUAAAAAAACCCCAGUGACUCAGAUUGGGAAGAAUGGCUAUCCUGACUCCAUAUACAUAAAUGCAGCCAAGAUUUUUCAAGGCAUUCGUACUGAAAAGAGUACAGGUAGAAUCCUGGUACACUAUGGCAACAACUCAGAAUCUCCCAUGGUGGCUUUUAAAGAUGAGCAUUCCAGGCGUGUAUCUUACGAACUGGCUUUCAAUGCUUUAAAAUAUCAAAGUCUUCUUGAAGAAAUAUUGUUAGAUAGUAAGGUUUACCCAUGCAACUCAAUACCAGAUGAGUUAACCAGCUUGCUUGUUGUGAUGCUUUAUGACCUACAAGACCGAAAGUUUCAAAAACGAAAGAUUUUUGAUGAAGAGGAACUUGUAGCAGAGGUUCAGGAAAUAGGGCAUUAUUUAUACAGGUAUAAGACCAAACUGGCAGCUGCACUAGCACGAUGUCGCAUCAAAUAUGAUGCUCUUUCAAUUGAAUACUUUGUACCAGAAACCCUAUCGAAGCAGGAGCAAAGGACUUCUGCUUUACCUGUCUGUUUCUGGAUAAACACAUUUAAAAUCAGCCUUGAAGAUGUUAUCAGAGAUUUGGAGAUGAAGGGAUUCACAAAGGUUGAAUCUGUGUCAGACUUUGACCAUUACACGUAUGCUGUGGACCAACAUUGCCAUGAUGUAUUGGUUUUUCCUUCCUCUCUUAGAGAAGAACUGCUUAAUUUAGAUCUUUUUGCAGAUUGCAGACUCUUACUGCAGGAUAAGUCUCGCAGCCUUGCUGUACACUCUGCACAGGCGAUGUUGGGUGAAGGUGGUGACAUUAUAAUGGCUCACAUAGGCUCCCAUCUGACCAUUGCCCAUAUGUCAGUGCUGACAAAUGACAGCAGCUCCAGAAUUUUUGUCUGUGGUGUGAAAUCUUUGGCAAAAGAAGAAGAACUGAGGAACAGUUUAAGUCACAUGGGAUGUAAAAAUAUUUGGUUGUUACAUGAAGACUUUACUGAGCUUCAAUCAACAGAUUCAAGACUUGAAAAGGCAAAAGUUAUUUUGCUGCUACCAGAAUGCUCUGAACUGGGUGCUGGCAAUCCAAUGGAGCUUAUUUUAAGUGAACACAGAGAUGCAGGAUUGCUACAAGACCUUUUACAAGGAUUUGUGUCUGAGGAUAAACUCAGUAUUCUUGCUGAGAGACAGCUUAAUGAGUUGAUUCAUGCACUGAAAUUUAAGAAAGUACAAGGUAUUGUUUACUGCACUUGCUCAGUUUACCCAGAAGAAAAUGAACUUGUAGUGAAAAAAGCACUGGAAUCUGGAGUGGAGGGAGAUAAAGUACGACCAUAUAGGCUUAUUCCUUCUGUUUUUUCUACUUGCUCUGAUUCAGAGUCUUCCACCGAAAUGUUUUUCAAAAUGGAGCCAUCAGAAAUUUCCAGUGGUUGUUUCCUAGCUGUUCUAGAGAGAGAGAAAGAUACUAAAAAAGUGUCUGCUAAAGACAUUUUGGCUUCUGCUGCAGCACAAGCUCUACUAGAUGGCAUUGUUGAAGAAAAACCAAAAGAAGAGAUGAAAAAACAGAAAGUAAAACAACGUAAACGUAAGGUUACUGCUAGUGAUAGUAAGCCAAAAGCUGCAAAACUCCAUACUGGAGCUAAUGUUAAGGCUGAAGUUCCUGUGUCUAAAGCAGCCAGUAAGAUACAAGAAAAGCAUGUGUGCCCAGUGUGCUCAAAAAAACCAACCAGUAAGAUACAAGAAAAACAUGUGUGCCCCACAAAAGCAGCCAGUGACACACCACAAAAGACUGUGCACAGGAAGAAAGCAGCCAGUAACAUACAACAAAAGAAUGUGCAGCAGGCAAAAGCAGCCAGUGACACACCACAAAAGACUGUGCACAGGAAGAAAGCAGCCAGUAACAUACAACAAAAGAAAGUGCACCAGGCUAAAGCAGCCAGUAAGACAUCCACCUCUAAAGCAGUCAGUAACACACAGCAAAAGAUUGUGCCCUGAACAGACAGCCGUGUUGAGCUGAAGAAAUCCUGUGAACCCUGAUGGACACACAGCCCCACUAAAAGUGCAGAAGGCUACAUCUCAUCUGUCACCUCUGGGCAAGGUGUAUGAGAGACAGACAUCUGCUGAAAAGGUGCGUACAGAACAGAACAGAACAGGGUUGUACUGAAGCCCCUAACAAUAACUUUGCCUUCACUGAUAACGCCAUAUGAAAGGUUGUAAUGAAACAAACCCAGGGUAUCAACUUAACAUUGCUUUCUUGGCCAGAGCACAGAGUCCAACUGGUUGGAUAUUUCCACCACCCUGGUCAAAAAUGGUCAAGCCAACUUGGCUGUAUGAACCUUCAGACUCUGGCCUCCCUUUGUAAAGAAGGUAAAGAUUCCUGUAUAUUAAUCAAUAAGUUUUAAAUUACAGUAUAUCCUUAUGCAAGGAUAAUCUGACCUUGGGAAAGAUAUAUUAUGUGCUACAUGUAUAGAAACAUCCAGUAACUUUCCAUCCAGUAAUCACACUUUAAGUGAAUGGAGCUGCCUAAGGCUGGUAGAUUGCUGGGGGAAGUAAGGUCAAAAAACCAUAGCCUCUUGCUGUACACUUUGAAGUAACAAGUUAAAUCAUACACCUGACUCCUCACUGUAUCUAAACCUGUACAGGUAAUCAGUUUCAAAUUGAUGUUUUUAAAGUGAGACUGUAUUUUUUUAAGUGGCUUUACAUUACAAGUGCUAGAUACCAUUUUUGUGAGUUUCCACUUAAGACUGAUGCAUGGAAAAUAAGCCUUGUAUUUCUAAAACUAGUUGUGAACUUUUGUACAGGAAACUGGCCAAGGACAUUAAAGCCCAUGCAUAGGCUUUCUAGUAUGUGUUGUCUUGGUUUCUUCUUAAGUGUUGAAAUAACUAACAGUGAAAAAUAGAUCAAAUAUUCUCAUGUUAAAAACACCGAAUUGCCAUCAUAAUGUCACAUCAGACUAUGUCAUGGUUCAUAACUGCUUUUUAUCUAUUUCUUAACAUAAACAGUUCUUAGUUGAAAAGAGCUGCUACUGUCAAAGUAACAUUUUUAUAAAUGUUACCGCUAGUCAGCUGAAUAAUGGCUGGACAAAGAGUAGCUGUAUUUGUCAACAGCUGUGGGCUUCUAAGCCGCUUCCUUUUGCUAGCAAAGAUAAAAUAACUUUAAAAUAUCUACCACUGUCUUGUAAUCUGAGUAGAGGAUAAAAGGAGGCAGAGAGAUACUUUUAACAAUAAAUCUGAUUUGUAUCUAGAACUUGUAAAAAUGAAAGAGACAGCACAAUACAGAAAGACGAAGGUAUCUGUGGCCUAGAAAUUUUCUGCUAGGCAACCAUUUCAGAUACUUGGGAAGAGUGUUGCCAGGAGCAUCACCACUAUAGUGUGGAACUUAACCCAUUUGACAUACAGGUCUGGAUUUAGAGAAAAUGUUAUAACAUCUCUAUUUUGUAUUCACCCACCCCAGUUAGUGUCACUGGAUCAGCAGUACCUUUUUAAGAAAGGAUGUGAAUUAUAUUACCCCAGCAGUGUAGACGGCUGGCUCUUGUUCAUCUGAUAAAUAUCCUUGCUUCACUGAAUCAGUGAAAAUUUUCUUCAGCAUUUUAAUCUGAGCCAGCUGUCCUACACUAUACAUCCCUCACCUUCCGCAUAUUCCUGUGACCAAUCCAUGCUCCUUACCUGUUCCAGUAACACAGUGAACUCUACUCUUAUUUCUGAACAAACUUGUAAGGAUAGAUUUAGACCUGUACACAUGCCAUGUGUAGAAUCAGAAAAAAAAUGACUUUAUUUCAAAACCAUCUAGGAGGAGGAGAGAUUCUGCAUAUUGGAUGGAAGGAAUGGACACUAUAGAGAUAUUUUUUUUCCAAAUAUGGUUGUUAAAUGCUUAAAAUAAAUGAGAUUCUGCAGUUAAAGAAUGAUUUUUAAAAAAAAAAAUCAAGAUCUGUAUCAUUCAUUAUUAAAGUUAAAAUUACUUGUAAAACAACAUACAUGUGUCUAAUAACAGAAUUUCUGGGCUACUUACGUAAUAUGUGCCAUGAUGUCCCACACUUGGCCUCAUUUUGCUUUCAGGAAUUUGCAUUUUUGACAUAGUACGGAGGUUAAACCAGUUAGAAUCUUGAUGUCUUACCAAGAAUAUCAGAGAGUGAAUAUUUCAACUGCAGGUCAGCAGCUUAGUUUAUAAGCGUGGAGCAUCACAUGGUGGCAACAUCUGGGACUGACUUCAGAUGGCUUGUAGGUAGAUGCCUCUAACAGUCAAUGACUUUUUACAGUAAAACCAUAUCUUAUGUAACUGUUUUUCUGUUAUCCAGUUGUUUAUUUGUAAUUUUCAACUAGAAACUGUUGGUUCAGCUUUUCAGAUACAAAACCCCUCAUAGUACUGCUAUUGCCUCUAAACCACCAGUGUGUUUUUCCCUUCCUUCAACCACUAAUUUGAACAAAAUAAUUUUGCAGUUUCAUGGAGCAGUAACAGUUGAGACAAUCACUUUAUGCAGCUAAAUUUAUUCUCAGAACAGAUUACAUAAGUGGUCAACAGCAGGGAAAAUUGUCAAAUUGUCCUUUUUCUUGUCAGUCAUGUACUUUUAUGUAAGACUGGGCCCUGCUAAUAAACAGUGGUGUGUUUCCUUCUGUCUUACUGCUGUUAAAUCGAACCUGCAUUGGCUGUUGGGACAGCACAUGGUGUGGCAAUGUGUUAAUAAACGUGCCCAUGAAAGAAGUAAUGCAUUCGGGGGUAAUGCUGAAAUGCUGAGCCCAUACUGGCUCUUGAAAUGAGAAUGUUCUCUUUUCCAUCAGUGAUGUACUAACACUUCUAGAUUCCAUGAUAAAUGAUCUAUGAAAUGCUUGAUAAAAUUAAGAAAUGUAGAACCCUUUGUGACAGCACUGGUGUGAGCUAUUAGGUACUCCACAAUUUUUGUUCCUCUGCCACUGAAGGGUGUAAUAUUUCUGUAAGUACAGGUGACUCUACACAGGAAGUAUAUAACUAGACCUCAUUUUACUGUGAAUGGAUUCUAUGCUGCUCUUAUGCUAUUUUUGUUAUUCCCAGUUAACCAGCCUGUAGGUGGCCUCCAUAUGCUUGCAUCUCCCACACCUCCUUGUUCCCCUGUAAAUGAAACAGUAAGUGGCUUAAAUAAAGCCUACAGCCAGCACUACAGAUUUCAAAAGAAAGGCUUUUAUCUAUUAGUCAUUGACUGUGAAUAUAAAUCUCCUUGCUUCUGCAAGGGAACCUGUUAAUGCCAUGACUGACUUGUGAUACCUCUUACUACUUGCACUGAAAAAAAUUAAGAAGUUAGCUUUGCUUUACAUGAUUCUUCUACAGACUUCAAUAAAAAUGUGACUACAAAUAAUUACAAAGCCUGCCUUUUUUUUAGGCAACCUAUAGAAUACAGAGUGGAGAAUGUUACAAGAGCACAUCCAGUAAAGACAAUACAUCAACAUAAUAAAGCAGGAUAUUUCAGUAAAAAUAGAAUAAAUAAAAUAAAAAUAUUUUAAGCUGUAUUUAACAGUUUAAGUUAGAAUGCGGCAUCAGACAUACAAGGCAUAGUGAACAUGGCUGCUGGCCUACAGAAUGACUAGGUAUUAUAAAAAAUGCAUAGAUAACUGAAGGGUUGCUAUAACAUCAACUAGAACAGUUGCAGUUGCUCAAGCACACACACACCCAUACUCCAUACAUACUUUUUUGGCCAUGGUAAAAAGAGUGUCUGAAUAUAUUGUGAAACAACAGAUAAUAGGCUAUGUAAUAUUAGGCUCUGAUUCGGCAAACACCUGGUGUAUAUUAAAUCUUUUGGAGAAUAAGGAGCUCUACUGAAGCAGAAAGGCCACAUAUAGUCAAAUCAUCAAGCACACUACUUAAAUAUUUGCAAAAUCAACAGCAUUUUGUUAACAGACAUAAACCUCUUAAAACAUACACUGGUGAGUGAUGUACAGCUUUUCUGUCUUCUCUGCCCUGCCUGCAGUUGCACACGUUGCUAAUGAAGGCUAACCAGAUGUUCCUAGCCUUGACAACACGGGUGUAGAACCUUUACACUACUGUUUGCUAAGUGUGGUUUAGUUAAAGAGAGUCUGGAUCUCCCUUUUAACACUAGUUAAUCAGCACUGUGCAGAUGCAAUGACAAAAUUUAAUUGUACUGUUUAAAAUUAAUUCACUGCUGUACAACAGUUGCCAAUUCGAAAUUGUGACAGGAAUGUCAGCAGGAACUUUAAAGACACAGUCAAAGUAUUUAAUUUAAAAUAAAUUAAAAUGUGAAUCACUAGCACAAUGACAAACAAGGAAACUUUUAUCUCCUAACUUCACAAUCCUACCUAAGGGUACCUGUUAGCCACCACAGUUUGAGAGCAGUCAUCCCUGGGAAUAUUCAACACCAGGUUGGAUGGGCAACUUCAUCUCGUGAAAAGUGCCCCCUGAUAGGGGAUUAGAAUGAGACGACCUUUGAGGUCUCUUCCAAACCAAACAGUUCUGUGAUUCUCUGAUAGGAAGUGAGUUUUACACUGCUCCUAACAGAGGUGACUGGGAUCAGUACUGGAAACUAUAGAAGCUAUAUGCAAGCUGCCAUCCCCAUGCUGUGUGAUCUGGCUCUGUGGUCAGUUCAGCCACAGGUACUGCUAAAGGGGGUGGGUUUGUUUGCACCCCUCCCCUCCAGCUCUCCCUGUGUACUCAGCAUAAGCAGCUUUUCCAUCUGUACAGGCAAUAGAGGUGGUGCAAAGGAGGUGGCAAGAGUGAGCCUUGAGGGGGGGAACAGUUGCUUCAGUGCCUGAGGUGUAGAAUCGUGGUCAUGAAGAGAUCUGAGAUCUGUAGCUCUUCA